CUAUAUGAUGCAGAGCACUCACUGUUCUAGCCGCACCUGCCCCAGAGGUCAUGUUUAUAAUUUGAUUUCAAAGAAACUCAUGGAACCAGAAGUUGGGGUUAACAGGACAUCUGUCACUGAAUUCAUUCUACUCGGCCUCGUGGAAACAGAGCAGCUGCAGUCUGUGGUCUUUGUCAUCUUCCUCUUAGCCUACCUGGUCACAGUCGGGGGCAACCUCAGCAUCCUGGCCGCCAUCUUGGUGGAGCCCAAACUCCACACCCCCAUGUACUUCUUCCUGGGGAACCUAUCCAUGCUGGACUUUGGGUGCAUCACCGUCACUAUUCCCUCAAUGUUGGCUCGUCUCCUAUCCCACAAGCGUACUGUGCCCUAUGGAGCUUGCCUGGCACAGCUUUUCUUCUUUCACCUCCUGGCUGGCAUGGACUGCUUUCUGUUGACAGCCAUGGCAUAUGACAGAUUCCUGGCCAUCUGCCGGCCCCUCACCUACAGCACCCAAAUGAGCCAGACAGUCCAGAGGAUUCUGGUGGCUGUGUCCUGGGCUUUAGCCUUCACCAAUGCACUGACUCACACAGUAGCCAUAUCCACCCUGAAUUUCUGUGGUCCCAAUGUGAUCAAUCACUUCUACUGUGACCUCCCGCAGCUCUUCCAGCUCUCCUGCUCCAGCACUCAACUCAACGAGUGGCUGCUUUUUGCUGUGGGUUUCAUAAUGGCAGGUACCCCCCUGGCUCUCAUCAUAACCUCCUAUGCCCAUGUGGCAGCUGCCGUCCUACGAAUCCGCUCCGCAGAGGGGAGGAAGAAAGCCUUCUCCACAUGCGGUUCACAUCUCACUGUGGUUGCCAUUUUCUAUGGUUCAGGUAUAUUUAAUUAUAUGCGACUGGGUUCAGCCAAGCUUUCAGACAAGGAUAAAGCUGUUGGCAUCUUUAACACUGUCAUCAACCCCAUGCUGAAUCCAAUCAUCUACAGCCUCAGGAACCCUGAUGUGCAGGGUGCCCUCUGGCGAGUGCUCCUGGGGAGGCGACCACUGGCUUGA
This is a messenger RNA of Suricata suricatta (meerkat), 1027 nucleotides long. RefSeq names its product olfactory receptor 3A1. The record is from RefSeq and is a predicted model, not a curated record. Gene Ontology annotation, cellular component: membrane. The coding region runs from base 5 to 1027 and encodes 340 amino acids. The transcript is spliced from 2 exons. Gene Ontology annotation, biological process: G protein-coupled receptor signaling pathway. Lineage: Eukaryota; Metazoa; Chordata; Mammalia; Carnivora; Herpestidae. Gene Ontology annotation, molecular function: G protein-coupled receptor activity; olfactory receptor activity.